AUGACUUCUAUUAUAAUUAUAAUCACAAUCAAUGCUUUGUUUAUUAUUUUAUUGCUUGUUCAAAAGUAUCAAAAAUAAAAAUAAAAUCCAUAAUUGAAAGCUAAAAUAAAAAGAAUUUUUUAAGAAUUUUUAAAUCUCAGUGAAGAGCAAAAGUAUGAUCUCUUAUUAUCUGGUCUUAAGAUAUAAAUAGGUAAAAAUCAUAAAAGACUAUUUAAAGAUUAGUAGAUUAAUUAUACUAUUAAAUAAAAUAAACUAAAUGACUUAGCUACUAAAAAUUAAUAAAAAUUAAACUCUGAAAGCGAUUACUUUGAUAAAGAUAAUGAAAAUAGCCCAAAUACUGUAUAUACCAACAAGAUAAACUAAUCUCCUAUUUUUUUAUAAUUCGAAGAAUUAAAUUUAGUAAGCAAUUAAAAAGAUAAAGAGGAUAACUCUAAUAAAUUAAUAAAAUUAAAACAAAAAUACUUAGCUCCUGUAAAUUAACAAAACUUAAACACUGAAUGCGAUUACUUUGAUAAAGAUAAUGAAAAUAGCCCAAAUAAUGUAUAUAGCAGCUAGAUAAACUAAUCUCCGUCUUUUUUAUGUAAUAUAAAAAAUAGAUUUAAAAAAUUAAAUAUAACGAUUGAUUAGAAAGAGAGUUAAAAAGAUAAAGAGGAUAACUCUAAUGAAUUAAUAAAAUGA
Tetrahymena thermophila SB210 is the source of this 678-nucleotide messenger RNA. RefSeq names its product transmembrane protein, putative. NCBI's taxonomy places the organism in Eukaryota, Ciliophora, Oligohymenophorea, Hymenostomatida, Tetrahymenidae. The transcript has 5 exons. The record is from RefSeq and is a predicted model, not a curated record.